Scedosporium apiospermum is the source of this 1905-nucleotide messenger RNA. RefSeq lists its product as uncharacterized. Gene Ontology annotation, molecular function: K63-linked deubiquitinase activity; metal-dependent deubiquitinase activity; protein binding. Gene Ontology annotation, biological process: protein K63-linked deubiquitination. NCBI's taxonomy places the organism in Eukaryota, Fungi, Ascomycota, Sordariomycetes, Microascales, Microascaceae. The record is from RefSeq and is a predicted model, not a curated record. Bases 1 to 1905 code for a protein of 634 amino acids. The transcript has 3 exons. Gene Ontology annotation, cellular component: membrane; endosome.
AUGAGCUUCAUGCCGACAUCCCCUGGCCGCGGCGGUCGUGGCGGCUUUGAUGCUCCCCGCAGUAUCAAGGAAAUCACCGAUCGCGCUGAAGACUUCUACUUCAAUACCAACAUUCCCUUCAAAUACUGGAUCCAGUCAUGCAAGACUCUGCGCCAGGAGGCAUCCUUUGCUCUGCGCGAUGGCGACUACGCCCGGGCCUACCUCAUGCUCUACCGCGAAUCUUCCCUGGUUAUGAACCAUCUUCGAAUCCACCCCGAAUUCAAAGACCCCGAAAGCCGCCGCCUUUACAGGCCACUGUUGGACGACCUCGACAACGUCGUACAGGAACUUGAGCAGAUCAAGCCUAUAAUCAAGGAAGAGUACGAUGAUUAUCAGCGCAUGGUAGCUUCGGCUGCUCGCAGGGAGUCCGCUGCCGAGAGGCAGAGUUUGAGACCAGCUCCUGUUCGAAGCGCACCCCGCAUCGUCGAAGUAACUGAUAAUGUGGACUAUGCCGUCGACCUUGCUCGGGAUGAGCUGCGCAGACGCAACGGCUCGAGGCGAGUGAGCCGGCCUGCCAAUUUCGAAAAAGGACCAGCCCAAUCGCGCAAGGAAUACUGGGUAGAGCCUGAUGCUGUGGAUGACCAUUACUACGACCGCGAUGGCGAUUACCGACGAGACGUGCGACCCGCUCGCCCAGUAUCUAGACCAGGCUACGAACCGCAUGAAGGUUACCGAGAUAAUUAUCGAGACGACUAUCACCAAGAUCCCGAUGACGACUGGAGAGCUGGCCUUGAAGCGACUAGGCGGACGCUAGAUUCUAUGACGAGCAAACGCCGGUCAUACGAGCCCGAGCCGGAGAUUCCGUCUCGUCCUUCUAGCCAUGCCCAGCCGUAUUACCCUACCACGUCUCGGUCGAGGCCUGUCAACUACAUCGCCGAGCCGCCUACGACCCAUCUGCCGUCGAGCCCACGACCGCAACGGCCACCCAAAGAAGCUUACCGUGACGACAACCCAUUCCUACCUCGGCCUACGCCGCCCAAACCGGACCCUUACAGGAGGAGCAGCGAGAGGACGGAUCACUACGACUAUCCGCCUCCUCGCCCGCCCCCACCCCCACAAACUAGGACCCCAGACUUGGAACCCGAGUAUUCUCACUAUAGCAACAACAGCCUUCCCCCAAGGCCUCGAAAGGAACCUCAAAUUCGAGAAUCCGAUCCUUAUCGAGGUUCUGAUUCUUACGAGAGACGUCCCUAUGCCAGCCGAGAGGAACCACCGCCCAUGCCACCCGCCAAAUACGCCCCCCACGACCUACGUCCGCCCGAAGAUCCACCAUCGUCAAAACGCGUCUCGUUCCGUCCGGCGGCAUAUCUAGAGAACGGCGACCCCGUCCGCUACGUCUUUCUCCCGGACCAGCUGCGCUCGUCGUUCCUCAAAAUCGCCGCCCCGAACACCGCCAAGGGCCUGGAGACGUGCGGAAUCCUGUGUGGCACACCGGUAAAUAAUGCUCUGUUCAUUACCUGUCUCCUGAUCCCCGAGCAAAAGUCAACUCCCGACACGUGUGAGACGAUAAACGAGACGGCGAUGCUGGACUAUUGUAUUUCUGAAGAUCUUCUCGUCAUCGGCUGGAUCCACACGCAUCCUACACAGUCGUGCUUCAUGAGCUCGAGAGAUUUGCACACACAGGCCGGGUACCAGGUCAUGAUGCCGGAGAGUAUUGCCAUUGUCUGUUCUCCAAGGCAUGAACCAUCGUAUGGCAUCUUCCGACUGACCAACCCACCCGGUCUACCCUACAUACUCAACUGUAGCAAGACCGAAACCUUCCACCAACACCACAUAGAUAACAUCUACACCGGCGCACUGCGGCCGGCAGGACACGUCUGCGAGGUAGCUAAGCUCGCCUUCAAGGUGCAUGACUUGCGGCCGUAG